UUUAGAAUGUAUGUGCCAAAGUAUUCUGAAAUAUUCUGUUUCGUUUUUGAAUACGGGCCCGAUAUAUUGACAAGGCGCUCAAUUUUGACGCCGUGCAAGUCUUAGUAAAAUAGCAUAUAUUUUUAUCAAAUUACUAAAAACAGCAAACCUUACGUGAAAAUUUGAUUAUAACUAGUUACUAAACUCCCUCAGUACAAUGAUUUCCAAUUUUAAAAAGUUUUGAAAAUUUCGAGUUUGGACUUUAAACUGCCGAUGAAAUUAGCAAAUUCGAGUGGAAUUUGGUUGUCUUCCUUGAUUGAUUCACAAUAUCGCCGAUAGGCGGCGCUUCGUUGCUACGUACGCCAGUGCGCGAAAAUGGAAGUUCGUGAUGAAGAAAACACGAUCGUUUGCGGUGUGGGACACUACGCCAAAAGUUCCUGCGGCCUGUAUAAACCGUAUCCAAAAGAAACGGUUAGGUUGACCCUCCGCGACUGUGAUAGGGACGUAUCAAGAUAUCUGCAGGGGUUAAAACUAAGUGGUGGUCGACAAACGAUCUGUCACCCAGCAGCCGACAGUGAAGGAAGCCUUAUAUCCUAUAGAAUUGGACUGUUCAGCUUUGAUCCUUCAAUCACUGUUUGUCCAUACCAUCGCUACACCCUUGGGAUACAGUGGAAACCCUCAAGGAAAUGUUGUUUUCCAUCACAUAAAGGGAUGCAAAAACCACAAAGAGCAGUAUCCAAGGAAAUGAGCCAGAAUAUACUCCACACCAUGGGAGUUCUUGUGGUGAUUGGAGAAGGUAUUUGCUUAACCUGUAUGGACACAUAUAAGAAGCAAUGUGAAGGAAAAUAUCCACCUCCCACUAUAUCAUCUCCAGCUCAUGUUUGUGGAACAGCGAAUGAGAUUAUACAAGAAGAGGAGUAUCCAUCUUCACUUGAAAAGAAUGGCGAUCAGCUUCAGCUUGAUUCUGUAUCAGAUGGGGCACAAAGUUCUCAGAACCUAUCCCAGGCUUCAAACUGGAGUACUGAUGAAAUAACAGGAACUUUAACGCAUGCGAAUGAUGUUGUCAGCCUUAUAUCUAACGGUGAAUUCAGCCCUUUAAGAGGACAGCUACAUACAAGUUUAUCCAAAGUGAAGCCAAGCACUUUGAGAUACUAUAAAAGGAAAGCUGAAGAAUCUACUGAUGCUCUUUUAAAUCUGUUUGCUCCUGGACAGUCCAAAGAAUUAAAGCUGCUUAUUUCACCAGAACCCGAGAGACCAAACCCUGAUGCAGAAUUAAAGGACAAAAUUCUAAAACUAUAUGGAGAAACAUCUGACAACAACCUUAAGGUACAACUUUUAUCAGUUGUGGCAAAAACAAUGACGAAAGAUGAGUUGUUACAAUCCAUUCCAGGGUUGACAGUGUACAAAAUAGAUCAGGCAAGAUUGCUUGGAGAUGCACACAGUAGAGAAACAGUCAGGGAGAAAAUGAAAACGACAAGACAAAGAAUGGAUGCAGAAAAGAUGCAACAUGCACUUGGCUUUUUCUUUGAUCCUAGUUUUAUGCAGAUAGUUUCAUAUGGAACGAGAGAAAUGAAACUUGACUCUGGAGAGAAGAUUACUAUUCCAGAUGUUGUGAGAACAUUGUGUCAUUCUCAUUUAGUUGAUAUGUAUGUAGCCUAUUGUAAGGAGACAGAUUUCCAACCACUUGGAAGAACUUCUCUUUUUCAUAUCCUGCGUGCAUGUGCAGCAUCCAAACGAAAGAAUUUGAGAGGCUUGGACAAUAUCACAGCUGAAGGAGUGGACGGCUACACGGAGCUACACCAAUUGAUUGAUCAGUUGAAAGAUCUUGGCUUGAUGUCAUUAGAUGUCCAUUCAGAAAUAUCCACCAAACUCACUGCCAGCAGAGUAUACAUGAAAACAGAUUACAAGUUACAUGUGGAGCAGUCAAGUCUAUGUGCUGACCACUGUAUUGACUGGAGUUUGAGUGAUCCAUCUGAUAAAGACUUCCAGAAUACUUGUCAACACAAGCAUACGCUAAAAUGUGACAGAUGUGAACUUAUCAAAGAAGUGGAAUUGCAGCUUAAUUCUGUAAUAGAUGUUCUUCAUGUGACCCAGGAAGCUGUAAAUGAAUACAAAAAAACAUUGGGGGAUGCAGUGUUGAAAAUCUAUAACUGGAAGGCACACAUAGUUAGAACUGUCAAUCAAGAUCAGUUUAGACUGGAUGCUCUUGAAAACAUGAAGAGUUACCAAGCUCUCAUUAUCAUGGAUUGGGCUAUGAAGUUUUUACCUAUUCACUACAGGGAAAAACAGUCAGACUGGUUCGGACAGAGAGGCAAAAAUUGGCAUGUCAUUGUUUGCAUAUUUAAAGAUGCAGAAGAUCUAUGUCACAGAACAUACUGUCAUGUAAUGGAUUCAGCAAAGCAAGACUGGUUUACUGUAUCUUCUCUACUGGAGAAUUCACUGGAUACAAUAAAGAAGCAGAUGCCUUUUAUCAAAGAAGUUAUGCUCCGAUCAGAUAAUGCAGGCUGUUAUCAUUGUGGUCCGUUAUGGUUUUCCUUGCCACAAAUAAGCCAAAGGACAGGUAUUUCCAUAACAGAAUACUGCUACUCGGAGCCACAGGCAGGGAAAUCGUACUGUGAUUCGAAAAUUGCACAUAUGAGAAUGAAAAUGAAGAGUUAUGCUGCUAGUGGACACAAUAUUUUGACUGCGGCAGACAUGAAACAUGCACUUGAUGCUGGCUCAGGUGUCAAAGGAUGUCAAGUUGCAAAUGUGGCAAUAGAUACAACAAAACAGUUGUUCACUAUGCACAAGAUGAAAAAUGUAAAUAACUACAGCAGUAUUACUUAUCAAAAGGAUGGUAUGAUUAUGCGGAAAGCCUUUAGUAUUGGGAGAGGCUUAUUUGUCUCAAAUUUUGAAAUCAGCAAGUUUACUAAUUCUAAACAUCAGGAACACACUUCUGGUUGCUUGAUGUUGGAAGACUUUGUAACUCCAGCUAUGCAGAAAGGAGAAAUCAGAACUAAACCAAGUCAAAAUGCCGAUGUUUCAGAAAUGUCUGAUAAUGAAAAUGAUGCUGAAAGAGGAACUUCUGAAGAACCUGACAUGGAGUUAUUUCAUUGUCCAGAAGUUGGCUGUUCUAAGAAGUAUUCAACAUACAGAGGGCUAGAAAAUCAUUUGCUCUGUGGUAAACAUCAAGUGAAACUAGACAAAAAGUCUACCUAUGACCAGAUAAAGCUUCAGUGGGCACAGCUAUGUAGUGAAGUUGUCAUCACAUGCAAAAAUGUGUUGUCUUCAGAAGAAAAUGUUGAAAAAAAAGUGAAAGCUGAACCUAUGGGUUGGGGUUUGAAGAAGCCAAGGAAGAGUUCACGUUUUCCAGAGAAAGUGCGAGCUUUUUUAACCAAAAAGUAUGAAGGUGGCGAAAAGGGGAGAAAAGCAAACCCUUCAGAAGUAGCAGAAGAAAUGAGGGUUAUUACUAGCGAGGAUGGAAGCAAAGUUUUCAGUGUUGAUGAAAGGUUAAGCACAGCCCAGAUAACUUCUUUCUUCUCCAGAAUGGCCAGUAAAGGAUUUGGCAAAGCGUCCUUGAAAGAGGAUUUUGAUGACAGUGACUUACUUGCAGCUUUGGCAGCCAUUGAGGAAGAUGCAUUGAUUGAAAAUAUUAAUUGCAUGCCUUGUAAAUGAUUUUACUAUCUUAAUAUUGAAAGAAAGGAUCACUGUGAUACUAACACAAUCCAGCCAUUCAGAUCAGUUACAAUUUCUGCUCUGAUUGGUAUGAUUUUGGUAUUCAUAUAAAAUGUGUGUAGGUAAACACUAGCUGUGUUACAUAUUGUACAUAUAUUUUCUUUGCAUGACAGGUGACGACAAUCCUUGAAGCAUUUAAUUGGUCAAAAUAACAGAUUAAUUGUAGCUAAGUCUAAUGAUGUGCCCCAAAUGUACUAUAGCAUUUGUUAAAGUUAAAUUUUUCUGCAGACAACAAUUACAUUGUAUGUUCUGAGGCAGAAAAUCUUUGGAAAUAGCAUAACACUGUUUAUUUAAAAGGAUAAAGUUGCUUUUGUUAUAAUAAGAUUAACAUAGACAUUUCCUUGUUAAAUGUAUUCUUUACAGGUUUAUUAUUCACAGGUUAAUUCUUUUUAUCAAAAUUUUAUAUUGUUCUAAGUUUUAGAUAACAAUAAUAUUGAUAAAAACUUAACUUUUGAUAACUUUCUGAACACAUAAACACACAUAUCACAGCUCUGAGGAAAUUCGGUAUUAAAUCUUUUUCACAAUAUUUGGAACUUCGAUCCCGAUCAAUAAUAAUGUGAGAUUCACUAUUUAUACAUGAUAUUACAGGUAUAAAUGGUUGAAAACAACAAUAUUUAGACAUAAAUAAUACCAAAAUCUAUUUUUUUAUUAUGAAAAUAAGAUUUAAAUCAUAAAAUACAAUUAUUAUUACUCUUAGAUGAUUAUGGAGAUCUUAAAAAAAAUUUGUUGGGAUCCCACAUGAUUGCUUUGACUAUGAAAACUGUGUGUUAAUUUUUCAAAACUUUUUACAAUGGAAAAACUUAUUUCAGAAUAUCCUUUAUUCAUUGAUAUGUAAUAUACCAACAUACAGGUUUGCUGUUUUUUUUAAACAUCUAUAUAAAAGUGAUCGUUUUUCUCUAUUUGAAAACCUUUAUGGUUAAUGGUGGUCAUGGUUGCCAUGGAAACCAAAAAGAUACCCCCUUUGUAACAUCAGGGGAAAAAAGAAGGCAUUGUCUUCACUCUUUAACAACAUUUUUUAAAGCUUGAAUUGAUGUUAAUUUUUUUUUAAAUUCUUUCAGAUCAUUAUAUUAUUGUUUUUCUUGAAUUUAAAGACUUUGACAGAGUGGAUCUAUUUUUAGUAACACAGCUUCGCAAUUAUGCACGAUUCGCCAAAAAUUUUAUCAUUUUUUGAGAACACUUGUUUAUCCUGUUCUCCAAAUAAAUUAUCAUCUCAGUAUGAAAUAUAUGACUUAUCACUGUUUGCCUGAUUCUUACGUGAACCUGUACUUA
Molecule: messenger RNA, 4962 nt
Organism: Magallana angulata
Lineage: Eukaryota; Metazoa; Mollusca; Bivalvia; Ostreida; Ostreidae
Exons: 8
Coding region: 355-3633 (1092 amino acids)
Source: RefSeq, a predicted model, not a curated record